AUUCAAUAUCUGCUUCCGUAGCGAGAGAUAAAUAUAGGAAGCAGUCGUUUUCUCGUUCUCUCCAAUUGCUUCUUGUGUUCGCUAGUUUGGGAUGCAGACGGAGAGGGCAACGUGAAGUUCUUGAGGCGGAUCUGCGUGUUUGGCUCUUAAUACGCUUCUUUCCUCAGACUUACAGAUUGGUUUUCUUCUAUCGGAGGUUCCAUAGACAAAAGGAUGGGGCUGUCUUUUACCAAGCUUUUCAGUCGGCUUUUUGCAAAGAAAGAAAUGCGCAUACUGAUGGUGGGACUUGAUGCAGCUGGUAAGACUACCAUUCUUUACAAACUGAAGCUGGGAGAGAUAGUCACUACAAUUCCUACCAUUGGAUUUAAUGUGGAGACCGUGGAGUAUAAGAACAUUAGCUUCACUGUUUGGGAUGUUGGUGGCCAGGACAAGAUCCGGCCAUUGUGGAGACAUUACUUCCAAAACACACAGGGACUUAUCUUUGUGGUUGAUAGCAAUGAUAGAGAUCGUGUGGUUGAAGCAAGGGAUGAGCUGCAUAGAAUGUUGAAUGAGGAUGAGUUGAGGGAUGCUGUGUUGCUGGUAUUCGCUAACAAGCAAGAUCUUCCAAAUGCAAUGAAUGCUGCUGAGAUAACUGAUAAACUUGGACUCCACUCGCUCCGCCAACGCCACUGGUACAUCCAGAGCACAUGUGCUACUUCUGGGGAAGGGUUGUAUGAAGGGUUGGACUGGCUCUCAAACAACAUUGCGAACAAGGCAUAGACCAUCUGGAUGCAGAGUUUGCUUUCAGACUAGUGCCAGGAGAAAGUUAGAACCACAUCUUUGGUGUCUGGGAUUUCAACCUUGUUAAUUUGUUAACAAGUUCAUCGCUUAAGGUUUCUGUUGCAUACAUGGCCAUUUAUUUCCUGUAGCUUCAGAAUGACGCCAUAGUUAUAUUGCCCCUAUAUUACCUUUCCUUUUCCAUGUAAGAAGUUGGCGAAGCUACAGGUCUUCAAUGUUUGUUUCAUUAGAAAUUAUGUAAAGUAGCUUUAGAAUGCAAGUUGAGGACAGUUUUGCAAUCAGCAGAUAGUUGAUUGUACACUGGCGUGUCAUCUUAAUAUUCAGCAUUCUUGGUUAGUCGUUCAACUUCAAUCAAUAAGACCGUGGAAUAUAACCCAUGGUUGCAGCUUUUAUA
Messenger RNA from Diospyros lotus (date-plum), 1171 nucleotides. RefSeq names its product ADP-ribosylation factor. NCBI's taxonomy places the organism in Eukaryota, Viridiplantae, Streptophyta, Magnoliopsida, Ericales, Ebenaceae. The transcript has 7 exons. Gene Ontology annotation, cellular component: cytoplasm. The record is from RefSeq and is a predicted model, not a curated record. Gene Ontology annotation, biological process: intracellular protein transport; vesicle-mediated transport. Gene Ontology annotation, molecular function: GTP binding; GTPase activity. The coding region runs from base 214 to 759 and encodes 181 amino acids.